AAGCAACGCAGGUAAGACCCCGUGCAACAAUACCCGAGGGGUCUCUAUCUCGCGCGCGCAGGAAUUUGAUAAGUGUGGUAGAUUACUACUACUAUGGCCCCCUCGAACACCCCGGUUCCGACUGUUGUAUUCCCGUUCUCCAUCAUGUCAUAUGCCAAUGUGUAAGACCCCAAGUAGGCGAUCCGUAGAGAAAGACGCUCUCUCUCUCUCUCUCUCUUUGCCACCUAGUAGUCAUACGCCCCUCUUCCCGUACAUCAAUAAUGGCGGAAAAGGAGCAAUUCCAACACGCCGAUAUCAUCGCCGCAGAAGCAGGGUUGAAACCAGCUUCAGAGAAACACCACCGCGCCGAAGACCCACACAGCCGACGAGCCGAGCGAUUGCACGAGUUCCGCGAGACAGAGGGCUACAUCAUCGACAUCGAAGAAGCCGAAGACGCGGGGGCGGCCAAUACUAAGUCGUCGUCGUCGGGACGGUCGGGUCUUCUCAAGCUGGCCCAGGACGGGCACACCGUUCUGAUCCCGCAGCCGAGCGACGACGACGUCAACGACCCGCUGAACUGGAGCUGGCGCAGGAAGCAUCUGGUGCUCUUCACGGUCGCGUUCGUCUCAUUCCUGCCCGACUAUGGCAGCGCCACGGGCGCCGUGACCUUGAUUCCGCAGGCGGCGGAAUGGGGUAUGACGCCGGAUUAUGUGAACCACUCGCAGGCCGGGAAUGUGUUUAUGCUCGGCGCUGGCGGGGUGAUCGUCGUGAUGCUGAGCGCAUUCUUCGGCCGCCUCCCCGUUGUCUUCUGGUUCCUCCUCGUGUCCACGGCCACGGCAGCAUGGUGCGCGGGCGCAACAACGUUUGAGUCGUUCAUGGCGGCCCGCAUCCUCAACGGCUUCUUCUCGACUGUCAGCCAGUCCGGAGGGCUCAUGUUCCUCAAGGACAUCUUCUUCUUCCACGAACAGGCGCGCAAGAUCAACAUCUGGGCGUCUUUCAUCGUCGUCAGCCCGUACAUGGGGCCGUUGCUCGCCGCUUUCAUCACCGAGACGCAGCGCUGGCCGGUGGCGUUCUGGGUGUUCUUCGCCAUGAAUGUCCUCGGUCUGGCGUUGGUGGUCUGCUUCCUGGAUGAAACGUACUACGACCGCACCAUCCCGGCAGAGCGACAGCCGCACCGUGGCAGCCGCAUUGCGCGGAUGACGGGCAUGGCGCAGUGGAGGUCACGGCACCUCCGCAACACUUUCGGACAGGCCUGCUGGCGGACCGUCAGCUUGCUGUUGAAACCGACCAUUGCGAUAUCCUGUCUCUUCUAUGCCCUUACUUUCGCCUGGGCCGUGGGGAUCAACACGACGCUCGCCAUGUUCGUCACGCCGCUUUACGGGUUCGGCCCCAAGCAGGUCGGCUUCUUCUACUUCACGCCGGUGGUGGCAACGAUCCUGGGCGAGGCGACGGGCCACUGGCUGCACGACGCGCUGGCGAAGCAGUACAUCCGCCGCCACAAGGGCCACUUCGACCCGGAAGCCCGACUGCGCGCCCUGUUCCUCUCGAUGCCCCUCGUCAUCGCCGGGCUGGUGCUCGUGGGCCAGUGCUUCGAGAAUGCGUGGCACUACAUGGUGACGAGCGUGUGCUGGGGCAUGUAUGUGUUCGGCAUGAUGGUCACCACCGUGGCCGUCAGCAGCUACUGCCUCGACAGCUACCCGGAGGCAUCCGGGGAGGUGUCGGCCUGGCUGAACUUUGCGCGCACCAUCGGAGGCUUCGUCGUCAGCUACUUCCAGGUGACGUGGGCCGAGGCGCAGGGCACCAAGCUGAGCUUCGGCAUCCAGGCGGCCGUGUGCGUGGCUGCCUUUGUGUUGGUCGUCGUUCUCUUGCGCUGGGGUAAGGCGAUGCGUGUCUGGGCCGGGCCGCUGAACUUUGCAACAACGUGAACCAACCUACCACGUGCAGGGAGUCAAAGGACUGGGCGCGAAGUCAUCAGCCACUCGGUGCCACGGAAAACCCUUAGUACGGUACCGAUUCUGCGCUCUGUCACAGAGGCCCCUUGCAAAACACAUGAGCUGGCUUGCGUUUGCGUUUCAUUGGACGGCAAGCAUUCUACGUAGUUAGGGGGGCCAUGGUGGGGCGUGAAGUUGCUGUGAAGCUUCGAGGCUUUCAUUUUCUUUGCCAGAGGAUCUCAAGGAUAGGAAGACUGCUGCCUUCACUCAUGCGUGAGUUUGAAAGAACUUGGCGUCAAUCAGCUAGCUUACAUCUAAGCGGUAAUGGAUUGCGAGUGCC
Molecule: messenger RNA, 2250 nt
Organism: Chaetomium strumarium
Lineage: Eukaryota; Fungi; Ascomycota; Sordariomycetes; Sordariales; Chaetomiaceae
Product: major facilitator superfamily domain-containing protein
Exons: 5
Coding region: 261-1904 (547 amino acids)
Biological process (GO): transmembrane transport
Cellular component (GO): plasma membrane
Molecular function (GO): transmembrane transporter activity
Source: RefSeq, a predicted model, not a curated record